GUUAGUAUAAAUGUAUAUUACGCUGCUUCAUCUUCAUCAUCAACAUCUUCAACUCCCAGUGACAACAAAGUGUCUCUCACAAGCUACAAAUGAGAAUGGAUCGAUAAAGUGUUUAAUAUAAAAAUAUAUCUACAUGUAUAAGAAAGUAAAGAUUGCCUGGUUAGAAGGAGAUUUUGCGCUGAAAAAAAACCAGAAUAGGAGAGACAAAAUUGUGAGUGAGACAGAAAUAGCAAUUCAAAGCUGAUAUUGAUAAAAACUCAGAAUAAACUCAGUGAUUGUUUCACCAAAAUUGAGUGAAUUUGUCUUUCUCUGGUUAUAUAAAACAAAAAGCAACCAAAAAAGAAGGACUAAAAAGUGAAAGAGGAAACGCAGCAAAAAAGUAAACAUUGUUGUUCACUUUACAUUGCAAUUACGGAUAAAAACAUAAACCACUAACAAUAUCACCAUAAUCAACAUCAUUAUCAUCACCCUCAUCAACUGUUAUUUGUUAAACCAUCUGAAUUUAUCCGUUAAACCAAACAAAAUACAAUUAAAACAUAUUAAAAUUGAAUUAAAAAGAUGAAACCAAAUCCACCGAAGUAAAAUUUUCCUCUUUUCCCAAUUACCUCAAACCUCUAUUUGGUCAAUGUGAUUUUGUAUAUUUAUUUAACCAACUAGUUUAAUUGUUUAUUAAUUUGUGUGCCUCAAUGUCAAUUCAAUAAUCGUCAAUAAUAUAUUCAAUUGUGUCUCUAACCAUUAACCAGAAAUGAAAAUAAUUGUAAAACAGGUUUCUUUACACAAGUAAAGUCGUCCAUUGUUAUCCCUUGUUUUACCCAUUUUAAUGUUUACAUCUUAAUUAUUGUUGGUUGACAUGAGACAGUUCAACCAUCAUUGUAAUCAUUCAUUCCAUCAUUUAUCCUGUCAUCAUGAAAUCAGAUCACAGUGAUCCAGUUAAUCAAUGGAUAAUCUCUUUAAUGUGUUCCCAACAAACACCUCUUAUCAAUGGAUUAACAUCAACUAAACAUGAAGACCAGAUUUACCGGUAUCAUGUGUUAUCCCAAUCUCCUGGUCAUUGCUGUUUACCAACACCAACCAGACCAUCACAACCAUCAUCUACCUCAUCAUCAAUGUCAAAAUUAUCUUCAACCUUUCUGUCGCCAUCAUCACCUUUAAAUGUGGCCAUUAUAUUUCAACUAAUAUUGUUAAUUAUCUCCAUCCCUUGGAUUAAUUGUGACACCAAGCAAACCAAUGUAACUGCUUCAUCUCAUCAUACUUUCCCUCAUCACCAUAACCAUCAUCAUCAUCAUCACCAUUCAAACCAUGUUAACCAUGUUUCAUCUCGUAUAAUUAACCGUCGUGAAUCAACUAAACAAGGUUGUCCUAAAAAAUGUGAAUGCAUUUGGAGAGGCGGUAAAUAUGAAGUUGAUUGUAAAGGAUUAACCUUCACCAAAAUACCCACAGAGAUUCACAGUGAUACUCAAGUGAUUAACUUCAAUGGUAACCGAAUCAAAUCCUUGGAACCAAAAAUAUUUCAAAAUUAUGGGCUAAUAAAUUUACAGAAAAUUUACCUUUCAAAUUGCAGUUUAAAAAAGAUUCCUGGUGAUUCUUUUGCCUCAUUGUCCAAUCUGGUUGAACUUGAUUUGAGUUCAAAUUAUCUUGAAACAAUACCAAUCGAGGCCUUAAAAGAUUCCCGUUACUUGAGGCGACUUCAUCUUAACUCCAAUCCGAUCAAAAAAAUUGAUUCCUCGUCGUUUGUCCACCUUUCCUCUCUCCAGUUUCUUGAUCUAAGUAAUUGUGCCAUCUCAUCCAUCCAUAAAGAUUCAUUUCUAGGCCUUGAGAAGUUAAAUUACCUGUUUCUCAAUGGAAACAAAUUAAGAGAACUUUCUGGAGACAUAUUGAACUCUUUAGUUUCCCUAAAGCAGAUAGAUCUCCAUGAAAAUCAUUGGUUCUGUGAUUGCCGGAUUCUUGACCUUAGAUCGAGAAUUGUUGACCGAUCAAUUUCAAUUACAGUGCCUCCAAUAUGUGAUAAACCGAUCCGUUUGAAAGGUGCAUCUUGGCAAAGUUUAGAUCAAGAUGAAUUUGCCUGUAAUCCAAAAAUAGCUUCUCUAAAUGGUGCCAAAUUUAUUGAAGGACGAAAUGGGACAAUUGUUUGUCGUGUCCAGUCAACACCUUUAUCCAAUAUUUCGUGGUAUUUUGAAUCACCUGUUGCUGCUAAUCAUUUAAUUAAAAAUGCUACUUAUAUGUCAUUUGGUAAACAAUACAUUACCAUUCGAGAAAUUCUUAAGGAUAAUGUUCAAAUUUCUAAGUUGAUAAUAACAAAUACUAUUGAAAAAGAUGCUGGAAGGUAUACAUGUUAUGCAGCCAAUAAAGCAGGAAAUGUAUCAAGUUCAGUUAUAAUUCGUGUUAUUCAGCCUGAAAAUACUGGAGAAGAAAGCUUGGUUUUGUCUGAAAAAGAUGAACAAGUUGGCAUCAUAUUAGCCACCAUAUUGGUCUUCCUUUUACUUGUCCUAUCAGCUUGUUUCAUUGUUUUACGCCACAAAACAUCCUUUUUGAGCAGUAUUUUCAAAAGUUCACGAGGCCAGUCUGAAGUAAUUGAAUCAAAUGUCAUCUUAGAUUCGUCGUAUCUUAACCAUAAUUCAAAAUCACCUAUUGCCAUUAAUGAUAAUGAACAUGACCAAAAAAGGUAUAUUCCUCACCAAUCCACAAAAUAUUCAACUGGUACUACAGCCACAGUAUUAGGUGCAAAGGAUACAAUUGUGAUAACACAACCGAAUGGAUCAGCUGGAAUAACUUCUGAUACUUUAGUUAAAGUUUUUCAACCAAACCAACAAUUAACAGUUGAAAACAACAGUCCAAAUAAUACUAAUACUAAUAAGUCACUCGAUGAAAGUGGUUUUGAAAAGUGCCUUGAAUCUUAUUUGAUGGUGUCUGAAGAUGAAAGUAUGUUACUUCCAAGCCGAACAAAUGAGGUUAGAUUUGAUCCAAUAAUCCAACAAAACGAUCAACAAUUAACACAACAAGAGCAACAACUUGUAAAUAACUGGGGCCAAGAUGCUUAUGAUCAAGCAGUGUAUUCAACUCGAUCAUUAAAUCGACGAUAUUCUGAUUCAAGUGCUACUUUAAUGGUUAAACAACUCAAUGUCAAUUCAUCUGGGGUUAACAAUAGCCGGGUAACUAUUAGAGAUGAUUCAUUAGAGCUUCUUCCAAGAAAUGAUAAUCAGAAUAGCCAAACAACAACAAAUGAACGAUUUAGAUCACGGAGAUUAUCAGAAGGAGUGAUUUCUGGUCGAAUCAAUAGUUUGUGGAAUCGUAAUAACGUUAAUCAUUCCAACCAACCAUUAUCUUCGACUAAUAAUAUUUAUCCAAAUGAAGAUUAUAACAAUUGGACUGUUGGUGAUAGUGGACAGGUCGUUGUUAAUGGUGACUCUAAUUAUUUUAAAGGUAAUUUUAUUGGAUCAGAGAAAGAAAGCUUGUUAAGACGAAAUGGUUUCACAAAUGUGGAUUAUUCAACUCUUCAAGCACCCCGUCGCUGCUCAAAAUCAGGUCUAUCGUCCCAAUUUAAUAACACGCCAACAUCUAAUUAUUUAAGAGCUUUAUCAUUGGAGGAUUCACUAAAUCCAACCUUUCCAGUUAUCCAUGAAUCAAGUAAAGAAUAUGAAAGUGAUUUUAAAAAUUGAAAAUGACCGUCUAUCAAAUCAACAAGCAUUAAUGUCCUUUGCUUUAAUUUCAAUCCUAUUGGUUUGACUUUUUCACUCUAAAAUGUUUUAAGGAUGGAAACCAAAUGUCAAAUUUAUUGAAUGAUGCAAUAAGAUCUUCAGAAUUUAAUCAUUCUAUUGAUCUUAUUGUGAAGUAACAAUCGAUUCAAUGAUUUGGAUAAAAGCAAACUAGUAAGAUGAAUGAAAUCGAUAACCUUUGCUUGACUUUUUCAAAUUUGUUUUGGUAAUGAGAAACAUUGACAGAUUAAACUGUCUCAUUACAUUACAGAACAUUAUUGCAUCACUUAUUGAUAUAAAAUUAAGAUUGUUAUUACGAAAAAAUUGAUAUAAUCAACAUGUAAUUUUAUUGGCUUAUGUAUCAAAUUGAAUAUAAAUUCAUUAAAUUAAUUG
Tetranychus urticae (two-spotted spider mite) is the source of this 4085-nucleotide messenger RNA. RefSeq lists its product as uncharacterized. Gene Ontology annotation, molecular function: protein binding. NCBI's taxonomy places the organism in Eukaryota, Metazoa, Arthropoda, Arachnida, Trombidiformes, Tetranychidae. The record is from RefSeq and is a predicted model, not a curated record.